AUGUUUGGCAAGUUAAGCGCACCAACUAAGAACCAUGAUGAUGGAUGGAGUUGCAAGUUUGACUGGCUUAUGGGACUGGAGAGAAAAGCUUUUGUAUGGAAAGCUUAUAAGUACAAGCCAAUUGUGGAUUCCAUUAGGCCGAAAAGGGAGCAGCCCU
Messenger RNA from Dovyalis caffra, 157 nucleotides. The record is from the annotation of a GenBank genome assembly. Lineage: Eukaryota; Viridiplantae; Streptophyta; Magnoliopsida; Malpighiales; Salicaceae.